Messenger RNA from Chara braunii, 7648 nucleotides. The record is from the annotation of a GenBank genome assembly. Lineage: Eukaryota; Viridiplantae; Streptophyta; Charophyceae; Charales; Characeae.
GCCCGAUGACUCGAAGGUGGUCAGCAUUCGUGACUGGCCGCGUCCUCAGUUUGUGACUGAGAUGAGAUCUUUCUUAGGGAUGACCGGCUACUAUCGCAACUUCGUGGAGAACUAUAGCAUAGUUGCCGCCCCUUUGACUGAUCUGACCCACCUUGACACCCCAUGGGAGUGGACUGAGAGAUGCGAGGCUGCUUUCAGACAUUUGAAGCAUGCGUUGACGCAUUACGAAGUCUUGAAACUUCCUGAUCCUGACAAGCCAUUUAUAGUGACUACGGAUGCUAGCCAAUAUGGCAUAGGCAUCGUACUUGCACAACAGGAGGGGAAAAAGUUGAGGCCAGUAGAGUACAUGUCAAAAAAGAUGCCCUCUCAGAAGUUGGCUAAGUCCACCUAUGAGAAGGAACUCUAUGCGGUUUACAAGGCUCUGACCCAUUGGAGACACUAUCUCCUUGGGGGGUUCUUCAUCCUCAGGACUGAUCAUCAGACACUGAGAUGGAUGAGAACUCAGCCGGUACUCUCUGACGCUCUGAAGCGUUGGAUCGAAGUCAUAGAGCAGUAUGACUUUGAGCCUCAGUACAUAAAGGGCGAGUACAACAAGGUUGCUGAUGCCUUGUCGCGCAGACCUGACUUCUCAGGUGCACUAAUUAUUGAGUUUGAUCUUGCGGACAUUGUUACUCAGUCGUUGGUGGAAUCCUAUCGUGAGGAUCCAUUUAUGUCUGAAAUCAUUCGCAGACUCGAGGCAAAGGACAAAGCAACUUCUGUCGAGUUUGAGUUGGUCAAGGGCUUGUUGUUCCUUGAGAAGGAUGGGAAUAAACGAUUGUGUGUUCCUAAUAGAGAAUCUUUGCGUAGUUUGUUCUUAGGUGAGUGCCAUGAUGCCACCGGCCAUUUUGGGUAUAAGAAGACCGCAGCCAACCUGUUGCAGCGGUUCUGGUGGCCCACGAUGAUGCGAGAUGCACAGCUGUACGCGGAGACUUGUCAGGUCUGUCAAAGAGACAAGCCACGUACUCAGGCUCCUCUUGGGCUACUGAAGCCGCUUCCGAUUCCGGAGCGGCCUGGUGAGAGUCUGUCCAUGGAUUUCAUGGAUACCCUGGUCACCAGCAAGAGCGGGAUGCGACACAUCUUCGUCAUCGUGGAUAUGCUAGGUUACAAGUCGGCAAUGUGGCUUCCGAUUGUGCUAUUUGCAACUAUGGUUAUGAUGGUUAGGUAUGUGUGUGGCGCAUUCCCCGACUUCAAAGACUUGUUGCAGAAGCAGAUGAACCUCGAUACAAAGGAAAUGAGUGCGGUAGGUCUCAACUACGAACCUGGUACCCCGUUGUACAGGCAGCUAUGGGAUUCGACCCUUCUCCUUUGUAUCGUCCAGCUGCACCGCAUUCAUCGAUAUGGACACCGGCGUUCUAGAAGGUCUUUGCAGCAUCCAAAGCAUGAUGUGAGUGAAUAUCAUAGCGUCAGUCCGGAAGUCGUCAGCGACAGCAGCCAUGGAGAGACAGUCAUGGGCAACGGCAACCACAGGUCUAGUGGACAAAGUAGCAGCAGCGAUAAUGACGUCAGAGACAGGGAGCAGGCAGACUUUGGGUCAGAGAUGGGGGACAUCAAUUACGGGUAUCUUGGUUUUCUUAAACGCCUAUCGAUUGUUCAUUGCCAUAAGCCAGUGGCCAUUGCCAUAUUCUAUGCUUCAGUGAGCCCUGUUUGUGCCGUUGGGUUCCUCUACCUUUCACUGCUCAUCAUUUUCUUCAACUUUGGAAGGUUCUGGGCGAUCCGCGCAAGGAUCGUUGUCAUUUACACUGCAGUUGUAAUGGCUGCUCAGUAUUUUCUUCAAGUUGCAGUUGCUGAAGAUGGAAUGUGGUCGCCAGAAUUUGAAAAGAAAAUGAAGAGCAAGACACUGGUUAUGGCCGCAUGUGUGUUUGAGCACUCUUGUAUGUGGUGGAGGGAAAGGCUGCCAUCAUAUUUAAGAGGUGAUCCUACUGUGGGAGACAACUGUCUGCUUUUCAUUCCAGCUCUGCGGCGAUCAAGGCCGGUUAACAUUAGGACGCUGGGAGGGCAUUCAACUGAUGACUUGGAUGCAGUGCCGGUAAUGAGUGUGCCCUCAGACAGUGCCAACUUUAUUCAGGUGGAAGGAACAGAUUACAAUUCUGGCAAACGGAGAAAAAUUGGCACAGAGGCAAGCUGUCUUACUGUGGUAAAGGUUAAAGAGACCCCCCAAGGGGAAGCAAAACCCACUCCUGAGGGAACUUCACGCAACCCAUCUUUUGAAAAUAGGGGUGAUGGACGCUCCCGACGCUGGUCAAAGAAAGUGAUUCAGGAUAUUCGACAGUUUCGAUACCAGGCACAAAUGGACACGCUGCAGCGCUAUGUACGAUAUGUGGUUGAGCACUUCUUUUUGUUGUACGGCCUGGAAAUCAGUAUGCUGACACUCCUGCUUGCAGCGUUUGCUGUGCUGAACGUGUUUUCGGUUGUGUAUGUCGGUUUGCUUGCACUCUGCAUCCUCCUCCCGAGAAGACACUUGCAGGGUCUCUGGUCGUCUUUCGUUUUUCUGUUUGCUGCAAUCCUUGUCGCAGAAUACGUGGUUCUUUGGAGAACAGGACCAUCACAGGGUGACGCUGCAAAGCCCUGCUCUGCAUGCUGGUUCAAUAAGGAGCCAAAAGAUGACCAAUGUUGGGAAUGCUGGCUAGGGGUGAGUCUGGAUGAUCCACAAAUGCUUUGGUCCUAUUUUCUGGUAUAUCUUAUCAGCACUUACCAGCUGCGAGCAAAUCUCACAACGGCGCAGUACCCGAACCUGAUACUGAGCCCUGUGGCAAAGUUAAGUGACUCCAUGGGGUGGAGCAAGAUCUUGUUUGAGAGUAGGGAUCAAUGGACGUGGUUGGAUCAUCUUCGGUUCCUGUUCUAUCGUAACCUGCUGCUGGUGGUGCUUCUGCUUGUCUCUGCCACAGGCACUCUGAAGUACGAUGUGCUUCACUUUGGAUACCUUGCCUUCUCUCUCAUCUUCUUUCAUAUACGGCUCACUGUCAUGAAGAAGCGGAACGCAGUAUUCUCAUUGCUAAGGCUCUAUAACUUCUUUCUCAUCAUCUUAUCGCUGGGAUACCAGGCUCCGUACUUUGUGUAUCAACCUAAUGGCAUCAUUAACAUCAUAGGCCUCUACAAGUACAAGUAUGGCUUCCGCACGGAGUUGAAUUUGGAUUUCGGGGGGCCGUGUUCGGCCACUAGCAAAGACUGUUCUCGAUCCGCGAUUGUGGACAUCACAAUCUUCGUCCUGGUGGCCGUGCAAUCAUGGGUCUUUCGGUCAGAAGUGUUUGAACAGGUGAUGGAAUAUAUUGCAGCUGAACAGGUUGAGGCGUUGGCCAAGGCACAUGAAGACAAGGCAGAGUGGAAGAAGAAGCAACUUCAGCAGAUCCGGCAGAUGGAUGAAAGAAAACAGGUUCGCCGAUCACAGGUUCAGAAAAUAAAAGAGUGGCUUGAUGAUGUCAGCAACACCGCUAUGACCAACGCAGAGCUUUCUCUGACCAAAUAUGUUGACCGCGGCAGUCACAGGAUCUGGGGCAUGGGAUAUCGGCGCCACGUGCCUGAAGACUACCUCCCCCAUCAUCCACGGAUUGGUGCAUCAACACCGGGCGCACAUUUGUCAGAUAUGGAGAAUCAGUUGACCGCUUCAGGCCUCACUGCAGCUGGAGGAGGGGGAGAAGGAACCGCAACAAGGCCAUUUCCCACUGCCACCCAGGGACAAGGACGCAACGAAUAUGCUUUAGAGUCUGCUGAAAUGUCCUCAUCCAGGUCAAAUCAAAAUGGCAUGUCUGUUCAGAGUGGAGGAGGGAGAGGUGAGGCAUGGGCGAGAGUGCAAUCAUCUGCAGUGCUGUCCCCGUCAGGGGAGAGGUACAUUCAUGCGCGUCAGAAGGGCGGCAUCGCAAGACAGCAAGCUGCUGCACGUUAUAUGGACGAGUCGGCAAGAGCUGCGGGUCUCAUGAGAGUUCGUGAAGCUGCUGCCAACAGGGGGCUGAAUGCAUCGUCGGGUGGAAGUGUACCACAUGACAUCCUUGGGAGUCUGGGUGCCCAUGCCAUUUACGAUGGAGUCCAGUUGCUUGGUGAGCGGUUCUUGGCUAAUGUUGUUGAAUUCUUGAACUUGGAGGAAGAGCAGGAGCAAGACGAGAAGAUGGAGGAUCAUGAGCGGAGGAUGUAUGAAGAAGAAGGGAACUUGGGCAGCAAAUUGCAAGAUGGACAGGUUGGUGUAAAGAAUUCGCAAGCAGAUGAGAUUGAGGAAGAGGCUAGAUUUACCACAGGACAAGUUGUAGGAACGAAAGCUCAAGGUGUUAUGAAACAGGAUGCCCUGAAUGUGGGAACAAGGCCGGAGGCUGUGGGGCUUGCUAAAAGGCCUCUUCCAAACAAUGAGGACAAAUCUUACAUGGUCGUUCCCCUGCAACCUACCGAGACACCAGAAGAUUCGCUGCGUCGACUUCGAAUACUUUUAGGUUACAUCAAAGGGAAGAUCCUUUCCAACACAGAUUUUGUAUGCUAUCUCUUGUUUGUUGUCACUUUUGUGUGGAACUUCAGCUUUCUCACGCUCAUGUACCCGGCAACCCUGUUCAUCUACGCCUUGCAGAGCAACCCUGGUCCAACAGACGCUUUCUGGAUCCUUGUGCUAGUGUAUACAGAGCUGAACAUUCUGAUGCAGUACACAUAUCAAGUUGUCAGUACACAUAUCCCUGACUUUCAUCCGGUUUCAAGCAUCACACUAGAACUCCUUGGUAUCCAUCUGACCCACUCGUCGUUUGUGAUCAGUGUGCUCCCUCUCUUCCUGGUCUACCUGUGUACGUUGAUGCACAUGUCCUAUAGAGAUGGAGAAUGGAUGAAAGUCGUUGACCAGAGUGACAAUGAGGUGGGAAGGAAGAAGAAGGGCACUGCAGGGAGGCAAAAGAGGGUGCGGCUGAACUUUUUCCGCAGUGUUUACAAGGCACUCGUCACAUAUUGGCGGUCUUUGGUUCAGGGGCGGGAGGCGCCACCGUACUUCGUACAAGUAUCAAUGUUUGCGCAAAACGUGCCUCAACCAGAAAGCAUAGAGUCAGGAAUGAACAGAUUGUUGGCGAGAUCAUACCAACUUGCGUGGAAUACAGUCUACGCACUCCUGCUGGAUGGUCAGCAUUCUGCUGCGACGAUUGAAAGAAAAGGAGUGCCAAGCCGUGUGCGGGUUGAAAGCAUUGAGAACAGUACUGAUAAACCUGGAAUUGCAGUUGUUGCCGUGCUGGAAGUAGUGCAUGCGGCAGUGCUACCGGGCCGAAAAGGAGUAAAGAGGGAGAUCUGGCAGGAUGUCAGUGAGGGGCCUGUGAUGGGACAAAGCAGCAAUGUUGACAUAGAAGAAGUGCUGACACCAUCAGCAGACGUGGCGCAUGAAAUACAGAAAAUGGUCGAUGAAGAUAUUGUGGAAGAAAAUGGGUUCCCCUACCCAAUUUUCUCUGUGGUUACAGGUCAGAAACAGGAGGCUGAUUUCCAUGCAUACAUCGUUGGAAUCGAUCUGUUGACCUUUAUCUACGUGUUGCUGUUCUACCAACUGGCUGUGCGUGACAAGUCUCCAUUUGCAGAAGAAUCGUAUGAUUUCUUUGAGGACCAGUUUCCCAUGGAUUACGUCUUGGUAUUGCUGGCAUUAUUCAGUCUGAUGGUGGUGGAUCGGACCAUAUAUUUGUGUGUUUUUCCAACAGCGCGGGUUCUUUACUACUUCUUCACCCUCAUCCUCUUCACGAGCUAUGUAAUGAUGAUGUUUUGGACCGCGAAAAUGGAGAGUGCCCCAGUGUUAAAGGAUGAGGAAAGAGGCCACAGCACAGUCUGGCUCUUCAGGGUUUUCUAUUUUCUCAAGAGUUUGUCGCUGGCAUUGUCAGCUCUGCAGCUGAAGUAUGGCCACCCCACAAACAGUGUUCGAUGCGGCCAGUUCCUAAUGAGGAAAGUCAGUCGUCUCAACUGGAUCGGGUUCUCAAUAUAUCGUGGCUUGCCAUUUGUUUUCGAGCUUCGGAGUGUGCUGGACUGGGCCUGCACAACGACAUCCUUGCCGUUGUAUGAUUGGUUGAAGCUGGAGGACAUCUACGCUAGUUUGUUCCUGGUGCAAUGUGAUCUCAAGCUCUCAAGGGAAAGGCACAAGUUGGGGGAGCGGCAGGAGGUUACUACAAAAUUCUGCAAUGGCUGCUGUCUCUUCAUUAUCAUUGUUUCCAUCAUCUGGCUUCCAAUGCUUAUGUUCAGUACGGGCAAUCCGGUCAACGUACCAAAUCCAGUCAUUGACGUGAAGCUGACAGUGUCACUAUACACAGACAAAGGGACAUUUCCGCUCUAUCAGGGUGGGAAACGGCGACUUAUAAAAGCGGGAUGGAAACCGCCAAACGACACUUGGUUGCACAGAUUCGAGAAAGAGAACAUUCAGCUCAUCUGUUGUUAUCCGGACUCCGACACAGUCUGGCAGCUGCCCAGACCGGUUCAGAACAGCCUGGCGAGCUUCGUAAACAACAACACGACAUUGCAGGUGCUGUGGGAGUUCAUACGAGAGUUGCCGCUUGGCAAGGAGAUGAUAAUGAACGAUCUGGAGGCAGCCACAGGGGAGGGGUUGGAUGAAAAGAUUGUGGGGGUUCUCAGCGGCACUCUAGGCGCAGCUGAUUUCCCUGCCUUGUACCCCAAGUAUUGGCGGCUCCCGGGUAUUGGGAAGGCGAAAGCACUGGAGAUGGCAAAGGAUGUGAAGGUUGGCGGUGUCCUCUCACUGGAAAAGGAAGCUCUUCCAUGGUGGAAAUUUAUGCGAGACAAUGACUCAGCAGAAGCUGAUUGUCCAGAGAAUGCCAGUGGUCCGGUUGCUGUUGUUGUGUCAGAUAAAGUUCCAGGCUACUUUAUUGGGGAGACGAUCUCGAAGAUGGGCAUCACCGGGCUGUACGUCACCUUUGUAAUGAGUGUUGGCCGCUUUUUGCGCCUCAUCUGCUCAGAUCUGCGGAUGCGAAUACCCUAUGAGAAUUUCCCUUCAUGUGACAGGUUACUCGCGAUUUGUGAAGACAUUUAUGCGGCAAGGGCAGAAGGAGAACUUGAACUUGAAGAGCAGCUAUUUUGGACAUUUGCAAAAGCCUUACAUGUCAACGUGGCCGCUGCAGCGCCGCCUCAGUUGUGUGAAUGCAGUGCAGAACAAGGUAUGUGGACAUGGCGGUGCAGGAGGUAUCUGGACAUGGCGGUGCAGGAGGUGGUAUCUGGACAUGGUGGUGCAGAAGGAUGUAUCUGGACAUGGCGGUGCAGAAAGAUGUGUCUGGUCACAGCAGUGCAGAAGGAUGUAUCUGAACAUAGCGGUGCAGAAGGACGUAUCUGGACAUAGUGGUGCAGAAGGACGUAUGUGGACAUAGCAUAGUGGUGUGGAAGGACGUAUGUGGACAUAGCAGUGCAGAAGGACGUAUCUGGACAUAGUAGCUGCAGAAGGACGUAUCUGGACAUGGCUGUGCAGGAGGACGUAUCUGUUCAUGGCUGUGCAGGAGGACGCAUCUGGACAUGGCGGCAUAGAAGAAGGUAUCUGGACAUGGUGAUAGACUGAUAGUGCAGAAGAAGGUAUCGGGACACCGGGAUUGCAACAAGUAAUACUAAAGCGUCAACUGUGAUACUGCGGAUUCGCUUUCCCAGAGUGACUUGGAUGAUUUGAUAAAUAGAUCCGGACUCC